GCAGCGGUGGGCUGAGCUAAAAUGGCUGAGGAGAGAGUCGCGACGGUGAGCGCCGAGAUUCUCUUUAGUUGCCCGGCCGAAGGGCAAGGCAAGCUGGCGGGUGACUUUUGUCCCAUGCAGCGGUUCCUGGAGAGAGGCGGAGCUGGGUGCCGAGCGGCUCAGGGUGGGCGGGGCGACACGGUCCCCUUUUUACUGUCCCGGGAACUGGUCGCCUGGGGCAAGUCUGGAUACUUAGCAGCACAGGUCCUGUUCUAGGACUGUAGUCCCUCUUGGGGUGCGCUGGACGGAGAAGGGAGACUUCACCAGUAAUGGCUCUUACCGUAGUGCCAUCUUUUUCUGUCUCGGGGGUUUGGAAGAGAACUCAAUUUCCUGUAUCUACUGAGUCUCAAAAACCCCGGCAGAAAAAAGCUCCAGAGUUUCCUAUUUUGGAGAAGCAGAACUGGUUGAUUCAUCUUCAUUAUAUCCGGAAAGAUUAUGAAGCCUGCAAGGCUGUUAUCAAAGAACAGCUUCAGGAGACUCAGGGAUUAUGUGAAUAUGCUAUCUAUGUCCAAGCAUUGAUAUUUCGCCUAGAAGGAAAUAUCCAAGAAUCCCUAGAACUCUUCCAGACAUGUGCAGUUCUUAGUCCUCAGAGUGCUGAUAACCUCAAGCAGGUGGCCAGAUCUUUAUUUCUUUUGGGAAAACAUAAAGCUGCCAUUGAAGUAUAUAAUGAAGCAGCUAAACUCAACCAGAAAGAUUGGGAGAUCAGCCAUAACCUAGGAGUUUGCUACAUAUACCUGAAGCAGUUCAACAAGGCACAAGACCAGUUGCACAAUGCCCUGAAUCUUAAUAGGCACGAUCUGACUUAUAUAAUGCUGGGGAAGAUCCACUUGCUGGAGGGAGACUUGGACAAGGCCAUUGAAGUCUACAAGAAAGCAGUGGAGUUCUCACCAGAAAAUACAGAGCUUCUUACAACUUUAGGAUUACUCUACUUACAGCUCGGCAUUUACCAGAAGGCAUUUGAACAUCUUGGCAAUGCACUGACUUAUGACCCUACCAACUACAAGGCCAUCUUGGCAGCAGGCAGCAUGAUGCAGACCCACGGGGACUUUGAUGUUGCCCUCACCAAAUACAGAGUUGUGGCUUGUGCUGUUCCAGAAAGUCCUCCACUCUGGAAUAACAUUGGAAUGUGUUUCUUUGGCAAGAAGAAAUAUGUGGCGGCCAUCAGCUGCCUGAAACGAGCCAACUACUUGGCACCCUUCGAUUGGAAGAUUCUGUAUAAUUUGGGCCUUGUCCAUUUGACCAUGCAGCAGUAUGCAUCAGCUUUUCAUUUUCUCAGUGCGGCCAUCAACUUCCAGCCAAAGAUGGGGGAGCUCUACAUGCUCUUGGCAGUGGCUCUGACCAAUCUGGAAGAUAUAGAGAAUGCCAAGAGAGCCUACGCAGAAGCAGUCCACCUGGAUAAGUGUAACCCUUUAGUAAACCUGAACUAUGCUGUGCUGCUGUACAACCAGGGCGAGAAGAAGAACGCCCUGGCCCAAUAUCAGGAGAUGGAGAAGAAAGUCAGCCUACUCAAGGACAAUAGCUCUCUGGAAUUUGACUCUGAGAUGGUGGAGAUGGCUCAGAAGUUGGGAGCUGCUCUCCAGGUUGGGGAGGCACUGGUCUGGACCAAACCAGUUAAAGAUCCCAAAUCAAAGCACCAGACCACUUCAACCAGCAAACCUGCCAGUUUCCAGCAGCCUCUGGGCUCUAAUCAAGCUCUAGGACAGGCAAUGUCUUCAGCAGCUGCAUACAGGACGCUCCCCUCAGGUGCUGGAGGAACAUCCCAGUUCACAAAGCCCCCAUCUCUUCCUCUGGAGCCAGAGCCUGCGGUGGAAUCAAGUCCAACUGAAACAUCAGAACAAAUAAGAGAGAAAUAAGAAUAGAAUGAAUGACCCCAAAAUAGGGUUUUCUUGGGCGAGGAUGUGCUGGAUUAGGAAAGGUGACAUGACACAGGCAGAGUGGCACCCACCACAGAAUACAGUGUGUGUUAUGAUUACGAGGAGCCAGCAGUUGAGCCUAAGGUCCUUCUACCUACCUGGUAUUGGCAUUUGAGGUCGGAAACCCUCUACUGCCCCAUAAGCCAGGAAAAGUGAAAAGAGAACACAGUUCCUUUAAGAACUGGCAGCAAGGCUUGAGGCUUUAUGUAUGUAGCUGAGUCAGCAAGGUACAUGAUGCUGUCUGCUUUCAAAAGGACUUUUCUCUCCUAGCUGACUGACUCCUUCCUUAGUUCAAGGAACAGCUGAGACAGACUUCUGCUGAGUAGCUCUGUGAUGACAAAGCCUUGGUUUAACUGAGGUGAUCCUCAGGUUGUGAGGUUUAUUAGUCCCCAAGGCAAACACAAAUAUUAGAUUAAUAAUCCAACUUUAAUAGUAUACAUUUAAAAGAAAAAAAACAAAAGCCCUGGAAGUUGAGGCCCAGCCUGCUGAGAAUUGCAGCUGCAUUUGCCCAAAGGGAAUCCAGAACAAGUCCCUCCCUGUAUUUUGUUCUUGAGAGGGGUCAGUCUAAAAGCUAGAUCCUAUCAGUAUGAGGAGCAGCAGCCCAGGGCUUGUCUGGAUCAGCACCAACGAUUUUAAAGAAAAAAGGAAGAGUUUCUUAGAUGAGUAAUUGUUAUUGAAGAUAGUCAGUGAUAACCACUGACGAGAUGCUAUCAAUACACUAUGUGUCCUUUUUAGAAUAAAGAUUACAUAUCAUCAUUCCUUUGGGGAAAAUUGUUAUUCAGGUAUAAAAACAAGAGAUCAUAAUAAAAACCUAAAAGAACCUA
Molecule: messenger RNA, 2776 nt
Organism: Pan troglodytes (chimpanzee)
Lineage: Eukaryota; Metazoa; Chordata; Mammalia; Primates; Hominidae
Gene: BBS4
Product: Bardet-Biedl syndrome 4
Exons: 16
Coding region: 309-1892 (527 amino acids)
Biological process (GO): cilium assembly; protein localization to cilium
Cellular component (GO): ciliary basal body
Molecular function (GO): protein binding
Source: RefSeq, a predicted model, not a curated record